CUUGGAAGCAGUAACAUGGCGGACUAAAUGUCAAUUGCUUUGAACUUGUGUCUUGUUCUUCAGUGGCUGUGAUUUUACGAGAAGAUGUUGGAUCACCUCAGACAUCCAAUUUCCGCUUUGUUAGAAUGCAGAAAGAACUUUUAAGCAAGGAAACUCAUCAAUCUGGAUGCAUUCAAAAUGAUCUUGUUCUGCACAAAUUGUUUGAAGAUGCCAUAGCUGUCCUGCGUCUUGCUGGAGCUGAUGACAAUUCUGCUGGUAAAAAUUAAGCUAUUUAAUAUGAAAUGUUGCUCUCCGUUUCCUUGAUCUUGAGAGGCAGGAACCAGUAAACUGAUCGGAGAAAUAUUUGCCCUUCUUGUAAGGUGUUUGAAGAGUGCGCGCACUGAAGCCUUACCCCUCCCCCUCUCCCAUUCCCCCCUCCCCUCUAGGAUACAAACUACUGUACUUAAUAGGUAAAAGAAUGCUUCCUUGGUGUCAAUGAAACAAUUUUAUUGAAAAUUGUAUCUAAACAAUUAUUACUUCUCGAUUUUCACAGUGGAUGUCAGAUUCGUAGUAUGCACAAUAUCACUCUUUUAUUUUAUGACAUCACAAUCAUUCAUUUGUUCUACGCAUUCCAUCACACUGCAUGUUGUUCCACGCUAUAGGUGUUGCUGGUCAAAGAUUCAAAGAUGUUUAAAGAUAAGGAUUCUUUCAAGUUAUUUCCAUUGUUCAUAUCAGACAUGUUUGCAAUACAACAGACGUAAUUUUAAUGUCAAGUAUGAGUUUUGUUUUUUGUAGAGGCAGGGUUUGAGCUAGAACUUGAUCACUGGGAGACAAUUUGUCCCCUUGGCUAAAAAUUUUGGGGGACAUUUUUAUUUUUAGGGGGACAGAAAAAUUAAUUUUUAUUCAACAUUUUUUUUUAGAUUCAUACAGGCAAGCCAACAAAAACAUUUUUUUUACCUGAUCCUUGUAACACAAGAAAAGUGAUACAAACAAGAAAAGUCAAGUUAUUAGUGUCAAGACUUUUUUUUCUCGUCAUAUUUAAACAGAGGAUCAAUAACUUUGCUUUAUACUUCAAAACAUUUCACAGCAGAAUCUCGUCACAACAUCCCCUUGUAAACUUCAAUAUUCCUUUCUUAAUUACUGGUAGACGUACACCUCCUUUUCAUAGCGCAACCAUGUGUGAUCUCGUAACCAAGUUUUCUGGAAAGUUCGUGAUUUUUUCGGUUUCCUUCGAUCCUCAUCCGUUUCUUCCUGAUUAAUACACUGUUCUUCUUCUGUAUCAUUCUUCUCUAAUUCACUCUGGCUUCGAUUUGGAACGAAAAAGCUUUCUAAUGUUCAAACACGUUUUCAAUGUGACAUGUUAAAGAUUGCCAGGUGCGUUCACCACGUUUAGUUGAGCAUGAGACGUACAUGUUCAGUAGAGCGUGACUGAAACGUGACUUUAGAAUGAACUUUAAACGUAUAGACUACAAGUAGUCCCCAUUUUUCCUCAGGGAUAGUAGAGCGAUAGAACGCAAGCUUGUGUGAAAAUCACCCCUGAGGAAAAAUGGGGACUACUCAUAGUCUAUAAACGUGCAAUAAAAUAUACUUUCCACGCUCUGUUUUAGCUUGCAAUUUCUGUACUGAUCUAAAUCUCUUUGUGGGUGCUUCCUUUCAAGUUUUUUCCCUAAAUUUUGAAAGAAUUGUCCCCUUGGCCGUUUUUUUAAGGGACAAUUUCAAUUGCAGUGCAGGAUUGGCGCAAUGGCGUGGCCUGGCUCAAACCCUGUAGAGCAAAGCAAAACCUUUUUAAAAAGGCAAUAAAAUAGUAAUGAAACAACAUUUUGUAACCAAGAGACAUUUCUGACUGGACCGAAGCAUGCCAUUCACGUUUCCACUACAGUUUUGAUCAUUUCUCCCUGUUAUAAUAUGUUACUAUACACUCAGUGUAUAGUAAGAAGAAAAGAUAUAAACAAUUAUUGCAAGCAGCUUUAAAGAUCGUCAAAAGGUUUAAUGACAACGUAACAUAAGAGAGAAAUUCAUCACAAAGACACAUUAAAUCGAGGGUUUCAACUAACCUCAACAAACUUCAUGCAACCAAAUAGCCCAUUGGUCAGAGUUUGGUAUAUAAAGGCAAUGAGUGUACAAGGACUUGUGGUAGAAAUCUGCUUCAUUGUGGUAAAAAAAAUCGAGAUGAAUUGUGGGUAGAAAUUGAAAAUUUUUGGCCCUGUGCGGAUGAGGACUGCUGCCUUGCUCGCGCACUUCUGGCUCACUCGAUGCAUAGCAGCAAUUAAAACAAACAUGUUUAAGGUUAAGGAUUCUUUCAAGUUAUUUCAAUUGUUCAUAUCAGACAUGGUUGCAAUACAACAGAUGUAAUUUUAAUGUCAAGUAUGAGUUUUGUUUUUUGUUUUCAUUGUGGUAAAAAAAAUCAAGAUGAAUUGUGGGUAGAAAUUGAAAAUUUUUGGCCCUGUGCGGAUUAGGACUGCUGCCUUGUUCGUGCACUUCUGGCUCACUCGAUCCAUAGCAGCAAUUAAAACAAAAUACCGGUAGAUAAGGUUUCAUAUACUAUCUUUUGAUCAAUACUAGUCAUUUUGUCAUUUAUUACAGUGUUUUGACCGAUUAAAAUAAUGAUGGAAGAAGUUUGAGUGUUGAAGUGCACCAAACACUAGCAACAACUCCCUUUGUAAAAAAAAAAAAAACAAGCAAACAAACAAAGAAACGAACAGUGACCCUCUUAUUCUCAAGAAUUACACCACACAUUUUGUUGAUGGGAAAAAUUACCCACCCCCCAUGGUUAUGCUCCCCUUAACACCAUCACCCCUGUUCAACCACAUUGUAGGGCUGUCUGAGUAAUAAAUUAACAGCCCUCUACAGUUAAAUGAAAGUUGCAAUAAUAUUUACUUUUUGUACUUAUUUGACUCAAAACCAGCAGGGCACAAAAUAUCAGAAGAAAGAUGCCAAGAAUCUCAGCUGCAGAAGGGAAGGAGCAGGCAGAAGAAAAGACGACCUGAACAGAAGAAUGAAAAGCAAGCUGAGAGGAUGCCUGUGAUAACAAAGUCAAAAAGAAGAAAACUGGAAAUGAUAAAGGCUCCAGUGGUUCUUUUGAGAAAAAUGAGGGGAGUUGGAGGUAAGUAAAUAGACCCAGGGCUGUCAUUAAAAGGCGAGCGGGGCCGGGGAUAUCCCCCAGCUACUAAGAACGUGGCCCCUGGCUACUUUCAUAGGAAAAUAGCUGCCUCGUACCCAGACGUCUCUCUCUCUCUCUAUGAAAAUGUGCGUGCAAAGGAAGGCGGGAAGGAGACAACGGGCGAGACGUUGCUUUGCCUGCCGUCUGUACCCUUCCCAUGGUCCCUUGUGGUUCAUCACCAGUCGCUCCUUUACUUUGCGAAAAACGAAGCACCUGAGGAGGAGGCUGGGAAAAUAGAAGAAAAAUAGAACCAAAAGAAAUCCCUAGCUGUUUGAUUUCCCACCUGCUUGUUGUAUUUACCUGGCAACUUGAAAUCUUAGUGACAGUCCUGUAGUCAGCAUAUGUGUAGAAAUAUUGUAAGAAAAAAAAAUUCAACUUUGUUAAGAAAAAUUCAUAAAACUCUUCCCAGUACUGUAAACUGCCGCUUAUAAAGCCCUGGGCUUUUACAACUUGGUAAGAAGUUUUAAGAGGGCUUGUAAACGGAGGGGCUUAUAUUGCAGGGGGCUUUACUGGAAUAGAAAAAAGUGCUAUACCAGUGCUGAUCAAAAUACAUUUUGCAUUUACAGGUUUUCAAUUAAACUUUGAAAUGUCAAAAUAACUUGUAUUCAUUUCAAAACAAGCUAGAGGGGGGCACUUAUAGCUGGGGGGUGCUUAUAUUGGUUGUAUUUUUUGUUACAGGUACCCUCAACUCCGUUUUAGCGGGAGUAUAUUUCAGUCAAAUAUCUGAUUUAUCUUACCUUGGAUUUAGCUGCUGUCUGUAUUAUCAGGGUGUCUGUUAUAGCGGGGUGUCUGCAAGCCGAAAGCUGACUGUACAUGGGCCUAUAAGUAGGAGGAUGAAUAAGUAAGGGGGAUGGCGUGCUUAUAAGCAGCAGUUUACCAUUUCUUUGACUGAGAAGGAUUAAAUCUUUUAUUCGCAACUUAGAACUGAGAAGACCUUACAGUAAAAGUGCUGUUAUGGUUGAUGAUUUGUUGAACUUGUUGUACUCUUAUAGUCCCUUCAGAAGAGGAGCAGAAGAGUUCUGUGGAGCAUAUGUUGAAAUAUAUCAACCAGUUGCCUUCCCAGGAAACAUUCCAACCACCUCCAUUACCAUGUGUCUCUUUAUCAGUGGAUGAAAAUGACGUUAAGUACCAUGACCUUACCAUUCAAAUAUUCAAUAUAACUUGCCUAAAUCGAAUAUUAAGUAUUUAUAAUGAAAAAUUAGAUACCCCUCCCCUCCAAUAUGCUUUUUAGGUGGGAGGGGAGGGGUGAGGGCAGUAAGGGGAGGUCAGUUUCAGUCCUCCAUGUUUUUACGUACCUUAAUGUCCCAAUAGUGUUUAUCAGUCAAGUUUCUCUAGAUACACUGUAGACAUACGGAUGUUGAACCCAAAACCAGUGCUCCACACAGAUGACUGCACGCAACACACAAACGAAGGACAAUGACUGUGUCAUGCGUACUACUAUUUUGUUCCAUCUAUGUUUUAGCCCUGUCAAAAUAAGCUCAGGCAGCCCUCCAUUUCGCUUCUUCCAGUGGAAUAAUUAUUUGCUGCUUGUUCAACACUCUACUCUGACUUCAUGUUAUCCUGCCUACUACUCCAAAACAUUUGGACUGCACUAAUUUUUGUACAGGACAUUGCAUCAUAACCCUUGUUUUUCAGUAACUAAUUGCCCGUUAAAUAUUCUGGUUACUUUUAAAGAUCUGGGUGUGUUUUUGCAUUUGUGUUGUUUUGGAUAGCGAUAAAUGACUGCAAUUUGUUUUUGUGUGGUUCUUUUCUUGUCUUGCUUGUUUUGUUUCAUAUAAAAAGGAAACCAUUGAUGUUAUGGAACAUAAACCAGACUCUACUGGAAGAAUCCAAGACUGUACUUACCUGUCAAGUGAAAAAGAUGUUGGGCUUUGGAAAAUGCUUGUUGCAUCACCAACCAAUUGUAAUGUUUUUGUGGGAGGCUUGAGUCAAGGUGUGACAUCUGAAAUUUUGCGCACAGCAUUUGAAGCCUUUGUUUUAAAAGGAGAAGAAAAAAAUCAUCUUAAGGUAAUGGCGACAUGAUAUUGUCAAGUGGUCAAAAACUAAAACAAUUAUUGGAACUAAAUUUUAGUGAAAAUGAAUUGCUUUUACGCUUUUGCCUGUGUAUUUCUUCCGCUGAAAUAUUCCCAUGGAAUAACAUACUACAAUGUUAACCUUUUAGGCUUUGUCACAUUUCUGUGUAACAAACUGCAUACAAAAAUGUCAACUUAAGGUUGUUUGGUACUUAUUACCAGUGAGAGUUAUCUGCAAGCAAGUGUGAUGCUUGUAACCAUAUGAUACAAAUUAUAGAGCUGCAAGGAUGUACAAUCAUAAACCACAAACAAACAUAUAUAAAGCUUUUAUCCCCAAAUUCUGAUUGAUACAUCAGUAUUUCAUGACUAAAUGUAAACAAAGGCAACAAAUCAUGAUGUUGAUUCAGUUUAUGAUAUUUACGUUCAUUUUCGUUGCAGGCACAUGUAGUAAUGGAUACUGCUAGGCAGCAGUCCAAAGGGUAUGGAUUUGUAUUUUUUCCUUGUAGGAGAUCCACAGAGCUGGCCUUGAUAUGGUGAGGGGUGAUCUUUAUUAUGACAAAAAACAUAGGCUGCUUGGCCGGUAUGCCUCUACGGAUAUAGCUAGUAAAACUAGUCUUCUACAGGGCCUAAAUUACAGUCAAUAUUGUUUAGUACAAUCACAGCUAACCAUCACACCCUGUAGGAUGACAGGUUGACCAUGUGAAAAAGAUUAAAAUUGGUAGUAAGUGGUUAAAACAUUGCCGUGAUCUUAUCAUAAAUGUCUAAUUUAAUAGCAGGGAAGUCAUGUUAAGGGCUAGGGGGGAUAUUGGGUACUAUAUGAAAAUUACCCCAGCCACUUACAUGGGAAAACAGAAGAAAAAAGGAAUGAAAAAAAACCCUGGCUGUUUUAUUCCUUGCCUGCUUGCAGUGUCCUGACCAGGCAAUUUGAAAUCUUAGUGACAAUCCUGUGAUGACAUUACAACAUGUUUGUGAACCUGUAAUACUGGUAGUUAUGUAAACUAUUAUUUUGUGUAUGAGCAGUAUGCAGGAUUUUGAAAUCCAUGGUCAUGCAAUGCAGUUAGGAUGGGGACAGGAGAACAGAAAAGAGAAGUUUUCAAAUGCUUCCGGAGACUCUAGAGUCAUCGUUAAAGACCAAAAGCAUCUUAGUGGUAAGGUGGGGGGUUAACCUUCUAAAGCUAAGAGUAAAAAAGUUAGAAUUGAAAUUGUUUUUUUAUUCACAAAUUUCUUUGUCUUCUAGCACAAAUUUAUGAAGAAUUAGGGUUAAGAGAUAAAGGAAAUUGAGACAUUUAUUCAUAAUGAUGAAUAAUUAGAACGUUAAGGAUUUCAUCCACAGACUCAAAAGUUAGAACCUGCACCUUGUACAACAUGAUAAAACAGUACUACAGAAAAGUACUGCUCAUUAGCUUUCGUUUAAAUGGUCACACUUUAGGAUUUCAUCCACAGACUCAAAAGCUGGUGCUAAGUUACACUGUAUUGUUAUGUGUUACAAGCAAUGAUACGAAAUGUAUAAUGGAAUGAUUUCUUGCAACAAAUUUCUUACCUGUUUUCCUUAGGUGUUUGUGAAAAGCAAUGGGAAUGUCAUUUCUGACACAGUUUAUUCUGAUGCUGUAGCCCCUUCAUCAAAGUAAGCGCAACAAAUUAAGAGUGAUUUUGUGUCGUGCUUAUUCGUAUUAAUCAACAAUAAUAAUGCGCAUGGUAAAUGUUUGUACAGGAAGUCAUCAAAGAGAUGUUUAUCAAGGUGGGAUCAAGAAACACCAAAAAAGUAUCAAAGAACGAAGGAAUUAACAGAGCUGUAUCCACCACAAGGUGGUCCUAGCGAGGAAAGAUGUAUGUUAGAUGCGUGUAAACUGGCCUCAUUGUCUGACGAUCAACUCGAUCAUUCAAAGUCAGCAACAAAGUAAGUGAAGCCAAGAGUAUCAUACUUGUGGUGUUGUGUCGGGGGCGGGAAUACAAGAUUUGGUUUAUCAGCUGAGUUGGUAAGGUAGAUAGAUGGCCAUCGUAGGGGGAUUUAUAGUCUCCUUCGCAGCCGUUAUUAGGGUCGUCACUCGUCACGCAACGCUCCUCUCCACUAGGAGCGUUGCGUGACGAGUGACGACCCUAAUAACGGCUGCGAAGGAGACUAGGGGAUUUAGGGACUCGUUUUGAAAUCGGCUGCUAGACAAGAGUAUGGUAUUUUGGCAAAUAAAUGUCCUGUCUUUUAUCCAUUUUCGGUCAAAAGGGGUAGGGGUACUAAUUUAAAGAGAGCGGUUGUUUGAAGAAGGCGGCUUUUUUAGACACCUAAGCGAGACGACUGAGAUGACUAAUCACAUGCGAGUUCCCCCGCAGUUGCCUCGGAGCCAAGAGAAUGGGCAUUAUUUUUCCGGCCCUCUCCUUUCUUUCUCGCUGUUUUAAUAGAAGGGCUAUAACAAGUUUAGUUUCGUCAUUUCUCGACAGUGUACAGUAUAGCUAUGAAAAUAAUGACCAUCCAAACGUACAACACAAACAUAACGCUUACUACAGUCUCAGUCAAAAUUGUUGGGACCCUUAACUGUCCUUUUCCCCUGUGCAAGAUUUGGUGAAUUCACUGCGGUAAACAACAUUGAGAGGACGAGGAGACGGGCCAGAAGUAAAAAAAUAGCGUUAGGUGGAAGUGUCCCCAAUAUUUUUGUCUGAGACUGUAGUUCUUUUUUCCGUUCACUGUUGUUUACUUCAGCUCAAGGUUGUAUUGCUUGAAGUAGUAAGUAUUGUUGAUUGUUUUGUUUUCACAGUGAAAACGUCAGCUGUAAAAGGGAUGAGACUCCGAGAAGAGUUAUUCAGUGGCUUACACACGACCAAGGAAUGACACUGGUACAGACUGACUUGUUCGCCUUAGCUUGAUUAUUCUAGUUUGUUUUUUAUGUUUGUUUCGUUCACAAAGCUUUGCAGUUAAAUUAAAGUUCCUUAAUCUGAGAAUGUCCUAACCAGUUAAAGGUACGGUAAAAGAGGGAACAAAAACGUGCAACUUAUCUUUCAACAUUGCUGAAUAGCGAUGUUGCGCGUUUUACCACCCACAUAAAACAUGUCUUGCAACAAAUCAGGUUGUUGCAAGUUGCGAGAAUACUGACUUCUGGAUAUAAUUAUCCGGUAGCCUGUGAACAGCCUCUCUGUUUGGGGGAAAAUCGACCAAAGGCCUGUUCACAGGCUAAUUAUCCGGUAGUCACGCCAUAUACGAGCGUAUUGUCACUUGAUGCAAAACAGGUUUGCCUUGGGCUGGUAAAAAGGGCAAAAUGUACAGAUUUUCUUGCAAAAAAAAGUACUACUCUCUGCUUUUUGCAACAACUUUUCGCAACCUGGAAAAACCUGAUUUGUUAAAACCCGAGUGGUAAAACGCACCACAGCACUUUCCCUGUCGUUUCGCAGCAAUGUUGCAAAACAAACUGCACGUGUUUGUUGCCGUAGCCACCGAUUGCACGUUUGCACGUGUUUGGUUUUGCAAACUUAUCCAUUGUACGCUUGACGCUACGGCUUUCCCUUGCCCGCCACCUUUAAGGUGCUUUCCCAUGCUUGGCAACGAUUUUCGUGCUUUCCCAUGACUGUAUUUUUGAAUCUGCCAUAAGUGUGCGUGUUUGUAUGCAAGGACUUUCUCAACAACAGCCCCCAAACUUUCUCUUUUGCUGCAAGAUUGAUGUAGUUUAUAAGUAAGGUAGUAUUAUUGGUCGUCAAUGCGCAUGCACGGAAAUGAAAUUGACCCACUUAUUUUGCGUAGGGAAGGAAAAAAAACAAGGCAAGAGCAUUGUUUAGUAAUUCUGAGAGGUUCACCAAACUCUUUCUAUUUUGCAGUUGAAAACAGUUUGUUCAAAUCUUCGCGCCUUCGGUGUGCGAGGUCAUAUUGGAGUGUUUGGUCUUCAUUACGAAGCAGAUAACAGCCGACUCUACGUAGUGUGCGCCAAGCAUGUCACAGAAUCACAGUUGGUGAAUGAAUUCUCAGUAUUUGGCGCUGCUCAAGUUAAAUUGAAUAUCGACUUGAAUGGCUUGUCCAAGGUAUAUAUUUUUAGUAACUUUUGCUUUACCGAUGCUCAAUGGUUUCUCUCGUGUCGUUUGUCCAUUCUUACAUCGACCGAGGCAAAGGAUUUUUCCGAAGAUUUCUGAAUAAUUUUGAAGUUUUUCUAGCAGAGAUUGAAAUUGUUUUCAUUUUUGACCAACGCGUGAAGUUGUAGUGAUCCACGUACUAAAUAUUUUCCACAAAUUCUCAAAGUUCUGAUUCACUAACUUUACAGAUUAUUUGUAUCUUAGUCUACACAAAGAUGAUUGCUGUAAGUUAAGAUCUUCAGUAGCCCCAACUAUUAGAAUUCCUACUGAUGAAAGCAAACUUUUCAGGACAUGGCUGCCUGAGCUUUUAACCACCUACCUGCUAAGGUCAGGAAUAUAACGUUCCUUGUCAAUCUGUUUUUCUAUUUUAGGGUUGUGCCUUUGUUCAGUUUCCAAACGGAAAGUGUGCUGAAAAAGCCAUCAAAGAGCUUCAUGGAAAAGUAACUAAGCGACAUACACAAAGAUAAUGUCAAAAAAGAUGCCUUAUUAGUAAACCUUGUAAGUAGCCUGAGAAAACAGCCGACAUUUCGCGACGCCACCAAUGGUUACCCCGCCAGAUGAUGUCUGAGAAAAGAGAGCAGAAAUUCAAUACUGGUGACAUGUCAGAUCUGGGUAUUACUUCUGAUUGGUUGCACGAGAGAAAUUUGCCUCAUCCAAUCAGAAGCACUUUCCAGAUCCACGUCUGGGUAGUGGCACGUCUUCAAUAUAGAAUUUCUGCGCUCGUUCCUCGGAAGUCAUUUCGGCUCUCAGACGACAUUUCGGUGUCGUCGCAAAAUGUCGUCUGUUUUGCCCUGGGGACGAGGUUGGUCUAUUUCCCGGGCUACUCCGUGAGUAACGAUGAGAAUUAACCCCCAAAGGCUACUAAUCUCGAAAAACAGAAGACGCUGCUCGGGAAGUAGACUUCGAGCAGUCUCUCUUUUUCUUCAGAUUUAGUAAGAGGAGUGCACGCGCGCGAGCGUUGAGCGGCGAAGCCGCGAGACGCGAGAAACCAUGCGCGUGGUCAUUUGCGUGUCUCGGGCGAUUUGUUCGACGGACCAAGAAAAAAGAGAGACUGCUCGUAGUCUACUCGGGAAGCGAAAUUCGUGCCAACGUACUCACCGCUGCACUUGACGAACUUACUAGGGAGCUUAAGAAACAACGACGGCGACGGCAACAAGAACGGCAAAAAAGUAAUAGAUUGAAAAGGCAAAACAGCAACUUUGCACGUGAUCACGUUUUUUUGUACAUUUAUUUGCCGUCACUACACGACAACGACGUGAAACUGCCUAAUUUCACCUUUUGUGGAGGACGUAAACACAAGAAAACGACAAAAUAAUCAUAGUGGAAUAAGAGCAAUGAAUUUUGAAACAGCGUAAAUUCACUUUUUAUGGAGCGUUUUCGCCCCGUCUUUGUCGUCGUCGCUUAAACUCCCUACUGUUGACUACAAGCUGACACUACCUCUUUUGAUUGGCACUUUGGUGCGCUCGCAGAAACUACAUAGACUGCAAACAAGCUCUUCACUUUAUUGGGCGUAUCGUAACUUGCGAACAGGGCUUCGGGUAACGUGGUUGUGUGCUAAAAGGGGGUAUGUCGACUUCUCUUCGCGAGACGACUACAGGUCGUACAGCCCGUUAAAUACUCUCCCUCCAUCCUCCCCACAGCGAGCGCGAUUGGAGAGCUUGCUUACAGUCUACGCAAAAUACAAAGACAAUGCUUUCGUCAAGAACUCGGUAUUCCCCCUGUUUGAUAAAGAUAAAACUACUUUAUGGUCUCUCUUCGUUUCUCACAAACGAAUACUUCACCAUGCCUCGUGGUAUUUCAGGAAAAGUGUAACGUUUGUUAACAUUACAAUCGCGUCACGCAAUAUUUUCAUCACACUGACUGGAAACAGGGGCCGUGGUGUCAGUUUUAAAGCAAAAAAUAUAUGAGAUCCAUAUUUGCAAAAUUAGAAGUGAAUGUUACUCUGUUGGUCAGUGACUGUUGCAGAUGGAGUGGCUCCUAAAAUAAAAUAGCCUUUGUUGGUGCAAUACCGAGUUUCAAAUUGCGUUACAUUUGAUCAUACUUGCUCACCGCCUUGGUUCCUUCACUUAUGGCGUGCUUGGAAAGUUCUCCCGGCAGCAGCAGUUUGACAGCGGUCUGAAUUUCACGGGAGGAUAAAGUUGAUCUCUUGCUGUAGAGAGCCAGGCGUGAAGCUUCAAAGGCAAUGCGCUCGAAAAUGUCGUUGAUGAACGAGUUCAUGAUGCCCAUGGCUUUCCUGGAGAUGCCAGUGUCCGGAUAAACUUGCUUUAGUACUUUGUAAUUAUACAGACCGUAGCUUUCUCUGCGUUUUCUCUGCUUUCUCUUCUUCUUGUCGCUCGACGAAGUCUUUUCGUCGAUUUUCUUUGGGCUGUUCUGGUCUUCGUCCGUUGAAGAAGGCAUGAUAAGUAUCUGGGAGACCCGGGAGACAAGUGAAUAUGGAUGCUAAUCAGCCAUUCGCGCGCGUUGUUUUUGUACCGAUUUCAGCCCAGUAUGACAAAAAAAAGCGGAUCGAAAUCCUCGCAUUCUGAUUGGCCAACGCGAUCUUAGCAGUGGGGGAUUUUCUUUAAAAAGUACGCUAGACUUGCGCUACCCUUGUGCACCACAAGGGAACCACACGGGCACCCAACGACUUAUUUCUAUAAAAUAACUGUACGAAGGAGCAAAUAUUGCCUAAUUCUAAAGCUCAAGACAGGCCUAAAUUUCUGGAUGACUGAGUUAUUCAUCUAAUAUAUUCAGAGUUUUUCUACAAUUUUCGUUUUUUUUAUGCAUCUUUACAUCAGACAAGCAAAUUUCACUACCACCCCUCGUUUUGAAAUCGUACAUUUUCAUUUUGCUAACUUCCAAGGCAGUAUAGACAAAAUACCCAUUUGAAAAAAGAGUGCAAAUGCCCAAGAGUCUUGUCAGUGAAAUUGCUUGUCUUACGUAAAAAUGCAAAAGGAAGAUUGUUUUAAAUCUCUGGCCAUUUCAUUUCCAGCAAGAAGGUCCCAUGGAUUGAUAGGAAUGAUUUUUAUCAGAAGCAUAAAUUAUAUGCUUCUGUCCCUAUCCAUACAAUCACUCAAAAAUUAACACUUUUGUGAAUUACAGGUUGUUGGUGGUAUGCCCAUGAAAGUGAUGAUAGCUGAGCCAAAGGUUCGCAAAGGGUCAAGGACAAAGAAGAGCAGUUCACACAUGUGA
Messenger RNA from Porites evermanni, 12369 nucleotides. The record is from the annotation of a GenBank genome assembly. NCBI's taxonomy places the organism in Eukaryota, Metazoa, Cnidaria, Anthozoa, Scleractinia, Poritidae.